GGCGAAGGGAGCCUUUUCAGCGUCGUACUACAUGUCUUCUUCACUGUCGCCGGUGACAUGCAGACCGUGUGGUUUCCUGUCCCAGUCGCUGCUCUCUUUCGUCGGAUCGUGAACGUCGUCUCCGCCUUCUCCAUCUCGCAUCAAUACCUCCACCAGCCCCCCUCCGACUCUGACGUACCACAACCCGGAUCUUACUCGCUGCGAUGGCCCGCCUGGCCAGCUUACUCUCGAAAGCUGAUUUCCGAUGAAGGUCACCAACGUUAUCGCGUCGGUUCUCUGAACAUGUAUGCGGGCAGUGCAGAAGGCACAGAAGUCAAGGAUGCACCUCGCACUUCACCGCCGACAGACUCCUACGAUUCUUGGACUCCCGCUCAGAUUCAUCGACUCAUGCAUAACCCCGCUCUAUAUGAUCCUGUACGCAAACCCCGAUACCCUAUCGUGCUCUGUCAUGGACUCUACGGAUUCGACGUCCGCGGGCCUUCAUCGGUCCCCUUCCUGCGGCAACAUUACUGGUCUAAUGUCCUGAACGUUCUCCGCGGGAAGCUUGGGGCGGAGGUCUUGGUAACAGGCGUACCUAGCACUGGGUCCGUGUCCUCUCGUGCCGAGAACUUGGACCGCUUCCUACGAGACAAGGCACCCGCACGAGGUGUUAACUUUCUUGCACACUCCAUGGGCGGCCUUGACUGCAGGCAUCUCAUAUCCCACAUCAAACCCUCUGACUACGCGCCACUGUCGCUCACGACUAUCGCGACGCCACAUAGAGGAAGCCCGUUCAUGGACUGGUGCAAGCAAUACCUGGGGCUGGGCAGAUAUCAGGACGAGUCCUUCCGCCUGGGGGCCACAGAAAUGCAGUCCGACUCCCCAGAAGCGCGGCGCUCAGCCGCCGAACGGGAAACAGAGAAGGAGAAAGCCGCCGCGUCCGUCAAAUCCCUCCUCUCGCUCACCUCCCUCCCUUCCUCCUUCACGACCCUCCUCCUCUCCGUCCUCGACUCCCCCGCGUACGCGAACCUCACCACCGCGUACCUGAACACGGUCUUCAACCCGAACACCCCAGACGACCCGUCCGUGAAGUACUUAAGCGUCGCGGGACGCACCGCGGGCGUCGGCAUCUGGCACCCGCUCUGGCUGCCCAAGAUGGUGCUCGACGGGUUUGAGGAGCGCGAGCGCGCCCGCAUGCGCGAGACGAGCGACCCGCGCGCGGAGGACGACACGCUGUGGGGCAACGACGGGCUCGUGACCGUGCAGAGCGCGCAGUGGGGUGAGUUCUUGGGCACCUUAGAGGGCUGCGACCACUGGGAGAUCAGGGGCGCGCGGGGGCUCGACGUGGACUUGCCGUCGAUACCUGGGCCGGAGGAGUGGAAGCUGGGCGAUUGGGCGAAGUUCGUGCGGGCUUGGAAGAGGGAGGAGAAGAAGGCGGCGCGGGAGGCCGGCGCGGGGAUCAGUGAGCAGGGGCACGAGGCUGCUCUUGCGGCGGCUAGGGCUGCAGUGGGCGGUGAAGAGAGCGAGCGUAGGGAGCGGGGAGACGCGGGACAUAAGGCAAGGAGGGAUAGCAUGAACGCGGAUGAAGUCGUCAAGAGCUCGACGGACAAGGUCUCGGCGGUGUUCGACUGGAUCAUCGAGUCGACGCCUGCUAAAGCUGCUCUCAGUCCUCUCGCGUCGAUCUCGUCGGGGUCCAAGACCGAAGAACAGGAUAGGGACGGUCAGGCGGGGAAGGGAGAGAAGGAGAGGCGAGCGAAGGGCAAGAGCACGAAGCCGGCUGAGCGACAUGAUCUUGCGACGAAGAUGGACCUCGAGCGAUUCUAUGUGGCGCUGUGUAAGAAGCUCUACGACGAGGGCCUGUAAAUGCCAUGCAGACUCUGUAUAUGCUCGUGCUAGCUGCGGUGUAUCAUUAUUGUGUACUGUAGGUGCCCCUGAUAUGGCAGACAUGAACUUGACUUGAUCAGCACCUGGUCAUUUUCUAGCCUGUCACGGAUGCAGGAAAAUUUUCCCAAUGAUGAGGGAAAAGGCCCUAUAGUUUUGUGCGUGCAUGCUUCUCGGGUAUCGAACGCACGGGGAGGCCUAUAACCGGACAACACGCUGCCUCGCCAGGGCGACUGCCACGCUCCCUACACCCGCCGCCAAGGCGCACGAGCCCACGAAGAUCUCAACAGCUCCGUACCCAAACCGACCGAACCGCGCGCUGGUUGACGACGAUCGCCCUGCCUCGAGGAGCAGCCCGGAGACGAUAGGACCGAUGACCGCAGAAAUGCCUUUGGCGAACGUGAUCCCUGAGAACGCUAUGCUCGCGAAUUCGUGCCCCGCGCAUUCAACCGCGGCAUUCGUCCACGUCGACGAGAAGCCACCCGCCAAGCCACCGAAGACGAUGGAAAAGAAGUAGAGAUAGAUCGCGGCGUUGGCGAAGCCCCAUAGUAGGAAUGCUCCGAGCGCACUACCGACGGCGCUGAAGACCAUGAUCGAGGGGUAGGGGAUGCGAUCGGUCAGGUGGCCGAUGAAGAUCUGGCCUAUGACCGUGGCGGACAGGUUCAAGAGGGAGAGGACGAUGGUGGCUGUUGGCUGAUUGGAGAGGCUCCUUGUAAAGGUGGGGAUGUAGAGCGAGACCGGGAACUGGGAGAGACCUUGUAUGAGGGUCGUGAACACGAAGGUCCAAAAGAGGGGAUUAUGGAGGAACUCAAGACGAGAAGGUAUGAGCUUGGGCCUCCGCUGACCGGCUUUGAACUUAGGCACGGGGAAACGGCUGCGCAUGCCCAGGAGCGCAAUUGCUGAGCAGAUCGCCGUGCCGGUUGCCCAAAUCCUCAACGUCCAACGCACCCCGACCUCGCUGAGCAGAGCGUUGAGGAGGAAAGGGAAGGCAAAGCCCCCGACGCCGGUGCCGGAGAAGAUGAUACCACCAGCCAGUCCACGGCGCUCCGAGAACCACUCGGGGAGCAGUUUGAUGACGGGGCUGUAAAGGAUGCCGCCGCCGAUGCCCACGCCCACGCCUUGUAAGAGGAUGAGCUGCCACACCUGUGUUGCGAAACUGGACGCAAAGAGUGAGACGAAGUAUAGCGCAAGGCCAAACCACAUGGACGUCCGUAUAAAGUCUGGGUAUCUUCUCAGGAAGAAAAUCAAAAAUAUCCCCUCUCCGUACUGGAUGCCAAGGCAGGUAGUCCCAACAGCGGCUAUGGCAACCCCAGAUGCCGAGUCAAAAGGCGGGUGCGAGGUGUAGUAGUCUUGGAAGAUGCCAUAACUGAAACCAAAUCCCCAUACCAUCGUCUCCAGAAUGAAAGCAGAGGCACAAAAUGACCAUGCCUUCAGCCCGCGGUCGACGGGCGGGAGCUCUUGGACGUUUGCUCCCUCCUGCGUGUUGAUCGAUUGUAACGAAGUCGCUGUCUCCGACAGUUGGACGUGUGGUGAACCGGGCGCCGCGGGACUCUCAGAAAAGCUAUUCCUGGAUGUUGGCAAAGCGUUCAUUUCGUAUGACGUCUCCAUUGCGAACUUAAUGUUGCCAUUGGUUGACCGUCCAACUCCUGCCAUCUUCACGUUUCGGAUCUCAGGGAAUGGCUAGGUAGUCG
Molecule: messenger RNA, 3551 nt
Organism: Dichomitus squalens LYAD-421 SS1
Lineage: Eukaryota; Fungi; Basidiomycota; Agaricomycetes; Polyporales; Polyporaceae
Product: alpha/beta-hydrolase
Exons: 10
Coding region: 58-1842 (594 amino acids)
Molecular function (GO): triacylglycerol lipase activity
Source: RefSeq, a predicted model, not a curated record